AUUUAAUUGGCCAUGUGUUGCCUGAUUAAUGCGUCCCUUAUCAGUUUUUGCGUUUAGAUGACCACUCGGUUCUUUUCUGAGUACAGUGUUCACCCACAUAAAAUGAUAAAGGUUAUGGCAGUCUGGGGCUUAAUUCAGUUUGAAAAAUGCAACUGGGGAUGUUUUUAUUAUUUUGCUGCAUUUCUUUAAUGUUUAAAGCUUUUGGGGAUAAAAAAAAAAUUGAAAACAAAAAAAUGUAAUCAUAUAUUUGUCCUUGUACUUUCAGCAAAAAAGUGCUUAAGGUAUGCUAUAAUGAACAUGGCAAUAUAUGCUAUAAGAGUUUCCAACAAUAGUGGGUUUACAAUAACCUUGAACCUUUUUUGUGACAUGAUUCACAAACACCAACCCAGCUGUGAUUGGCUACAGAAUGACCAGGAGCUGACUGCAGUCAGGUCAUCUCUUGUGUGAGACUGUGUUCACAUCAGACUGGCAAAGUCUGACAAAUACCCAGCAUGAAGCAAACACUGCUCCUGCUAUGUUUCCAAUGCUUUGCACAUGGCCUUGUAAGGGUACCUCUGUCAAAGAUGUUGUCUCUGAGGAGUCAGUUACGAGCCACUAACCAGCUGGAUAACUUCAUGAUGAACCACCAGGUGGAUAUUUUCUCCCGGCGCUAUUCGCAGUGUUACCCACCCACCUUAGUGUCUCUCAGACUGGGCAAAGCCUCGGAGAGACUGUACAACUUCAUGGAUGCACAGUACUUUGGGCAGAUCAGUCUGGGAACACCAGAGCAGAACUUUACUGUGGUGUUUGACACCGGGUCCGCGGACCUGUGGGUCCCCUCCUUCUAUUGCGUCAGUCAAGCAUGUGAGUCACACAAGAAGUUCAAGGCCUUUGAGUCGAGCACCUAUGUUCACGAUGGCCGAGUGUUUGGCAUCCAUUACGGCUCUGGACACAUGAUGGGCAUACAGGCUAGAGACAUGCUCAGGGUGGGCACAAUGACCCUGGCGAAUCAGAACUUCGGCGAGUCAGUGUACGAACCAGGCAGUUCCUUCGUCAUGGCCAAGUUCGAUGGGGUUUUGGGCCUGAGUUAUCCCACUCUGUCCAAGGAUCUUGGGCUGCCUGUCUUUGACAACAUGAUGAACCAGAACAAAGUGGACCAGCCCGUCUUCUCCUUUUACCUCAGCACGAAUGCGAGUAAUGGUUUUGGCGGGGAGCUCUUGCUGGGGGGUGUGGACGAAGAGCUCUUUGUCCCUCCUAUCAACUGGGUCCCAGUCACCCUAAAAGGCUACUGGCAGAUCAAAAUUGAUGAAGUGAAGCUUCAGGGGACUACUACUUUCUGUCGUAGCCACAGUUGCCAGGCAAUUGUUGACACGGGAACCUCUCUCAUCUCGGGGCCGACUUUUGAAAUCCAGAUCCUUCAGCAGCUCAUUGGAGCUUCCCCUACAUCCAUUGGAGAGUAUGUGGUAAAUUGUACUAGAAUCAGCAGUUUGCCUGUGGUGUCUCUUGUACUUAAUGGAGUGGAGUAUUUCCUUACUGCAGAGACAUAUGUGAAAAGAGAUAUAAUAUAUAAUAAAGAGAUCUGUAUCAGUGGAUUCCAAGCAACAGAUGUGUCAUCUUCAGUGGGGCAUAUGUGGAUUCUGGGGGACGUUUUUCUUUCUCAGGUCUACAGCAUUUAUGACAGGGGUCAGGAUCGAGUUGGCUUUGCUCAAUUCUCUGACAAAGUCAAAAGGUCAGUCUAAUGAUUAAUGGAAAGCUGCAGUGCUCACCAACAUCCUGGUGGAAAUGAGCAUCAAGCCCAAAAUAUGUUUGAAUAAAAUU
Messenger RNA from Electrophorus electricus (electric eel), 1797 nucleotides. RefSeq names its product nothepsin (gene nots). Gene Ontology annotation, biological process: proteolysis. The record is from RefSeq and is a predicted model, not a curated record. Lineage: Eukaryota; Metazoa; Chordata; Actinopteri; Gymnotiformes; Gymnotidae. Gene Ontology annotation, molecular function: aspartic-type endopeptidase activity.